Molecule: messenger RNA, 6251 nt
Organism: Acanthochromis polyacanthus (spiny chromis)
Lineage: Eukaryota; Metazoa; Chordata; Actinopteri; Pomacentridae
Gene: map7d2b
Product: MAP7 domain containing 2b
Exons: 13
Coding region: 343-2403 (686 amino acids)
Biological process (GO): microtubule cytoskeleton organization
Cellular component (GO): microtubule cytoskeleton
Source: RefSeq, a predicted model, not a curated record
UAUGUGAUGUAAACAGCUUGAUAUGUCGUAUGUUCAUGUAAGGCAUAGAGGGGAGAAUAGAUGAAAAGAUGAGCAGAUAAAAGAGGAAGUUAAUUAGAUUUUGUGCGACAUUUUAAUCAUUUAUGUGUGUCAAGUAUGAGCUCAUUUGUUUCUUAGUGAUGCCUUUAAUUUUUUUUUAGUCCAAAGGAAGCAGAAGAUGAAACAAAUGCAACCAGUAUCAAUAACCAGCCCACCCACUGUGUGUGUGUGUGUUUGUGUGUGUGUGUGUUUUAGUGUGUGUUUGUGUGUGUGGGGGUGGUGACGGGUUGCAUUUUGCCUCCUCCUGUCAGACUAAAGUGCUCCAUGAAACAGUCGUCACAGAGGGAGAGGGCGAUCGAGGUAGAGAGUGUAUGGCAGAGAGAGAGAGGGGAGGGAGGGGUGAGUUGGACUGCGAGGUGGGAGAGAGAGAGAGAGAGAGAGAGCGGCAGAGCGAGGGAGGAAUCGGUGGUACCUAGAGGGAGCGGCAGAGAGGAGGAGCAGCUGCUGUAUUAUGUAUCACUGAGCCGUCGAGCGCCGGCGACCGCCAGCAGACGCCGAAACAGACGAGUGCUGCCGGGGGCGACGGAGGGGCGAGGCUGCUGCGGUAUGCAGGCGGUUACCAUGGCGCAGCCGUCUCUGAGCGCAUCGCCCGGCGUCCGUCGCCGUAGCGAUGGCUCGGUAAGAGAGUGUCUGUUCUUCCCUGUCUCCGAACGCAACGAGCAGGAGAGGCUGGAGGCCCUGGUUCGCCGGAGAGGAGGGGGCGCUGAGAGACGAGGAGGAGGAGGAGCAGGAGGAGGAGGAGGAGGAGGAGGGGAGGACCAGGACCACCUGGAUCACAGGCCCAAACGGUGGACGUGGGGAGGACCGCCUGAUGGAGUGGAGGGUAACCCUAAGACCCCGCCCUGCCAUGCCAUUGGCUCCGCUCAGCCCAAUGAGCUUCCUGCUGCUUCCAGUGCCAGCCAAUCCCGUAACGUCGCUGACUUCUUGUCUCCGCCCACGAUGGAUCAGCCAAUCAACAAGCAGCUUUCCAACUCUUCAGCCGCCCUGCACUCGCCAGAGAGAGUGUCUUUUGUGUCCCAACGAAUAGCUUCCCCCAGCAACCACAGACCGUACAGGAGUUCCUCCAACCGCAGGAGCAUCGCUGGGUUCCCCGAAGAGACGUCCAGGGCCAGAACGCCCACGGGGGAGUCUCCCAGCACACCGGUCCGUAGUUCUUCCUUCAGGGCCAACAGCAAGGGCCCGGCCACACCCAAACGGGUGAGGUCCAACAGGAGUCGGGCCCAGUCUCCAUGCUCGCCGGGUCAGUACCCUCCAUCCCCGCUCCGGCAGAGAGCCACCACCCCCGACGACAGGGGCCACGCCGACCCCAAAGGACACGGCACCCUGGAGAGGAAAGCCAACAAAUGUGAGGGCUCUGAGAAGAAGAUCCCCAAAUCCACCAGCAGAGAACUGAACGCAGAGUCUCCAGGAACGCCCACCGGCCGGAGCGUCGGCGGGACGAUGGAUGCCGAGGAGGCGUCCAGACUGCUGGCGGAGAGACGCCGUCUGGCCCGAAUACAGAAGGAGCAGGAGGAGAGGCAACGGCAGGAGGAGGAGAGGCUGAGGGCCGAGGAGGAGCAGAGGAGGCUGCAGGAGGCCAGAGAGAGGCAGGAGAGGGCAGCUCGACAGGCCGAGGAGGAGAGAGCGAGACGAGAGGAGGAGAGGAGGACCAAGGAGGAGGAGGAGAGACGGCAGAAGGAGCAGAGGUGGAAGGACAUGCAGGACCAGCUGGACAGAGAGCGGGAGGAGGCCUUCCUGCGAGCCCAGAAGGAGGCGGAGAGGAAGAGGCAGGAGAGGGAGCUGCUGCACAUCCAGGAGGAGCAGGAGAGGCAGCAGAGGAAGAAGAGAAUUGAGGAGAUCAUGAAGAGAACAAGGAAGAGUGAAGUGGAGCCUCCAUCUGCUGCUUCAGCGUCUGAGGGUCGAGCCGAAGCCGCCGUCGCCUCCGAGGACGACGCUCCGACUCCGGCCGAAGCUCCCGCCAUCACGCUGGGACCCCUGGAGAGUAAGAGCUGCGUGGACGAGCUGUCUGACGGAGUCCAGUCCAUGGACGUCAGUUCUCCAUCUGUGUCCAUCAGUCCGGUGUCCAGGGACGAGCAGGCGAGCGCUCAGGAGUUCUCGCCGGUCACCGAGGGAACGGACGGCUGCCCCCUGGAGCACCUGAUGGACCUGGACGCCCCCGGGAGAGGGCAGCGGUCCGGAGCAGAGACGCCCCCUUACCCCAGGCUGCAGGCCGGCAGCGGGGUGGGAGACCUCAACAAGAACCUGCUGAUCCAAGCGUACAACGCCGCCUCCGAGUCGUCCCAGCUCAUCCACAGCAUCGGGCCGAGCAAGCUGGACGUCCAGUAGCCAGGACCUUUUUCAGGAGCUGGCAGGUAACAAAAAAAACAGGAGCCAGGAGAAACACCACGAGAACAUCGCCUCCAUCUGCAACGACGACGAUCACGUCCACGAGGAAGGACCGCCCAACACCUGAUUUCUCAUCUGUAUUAUCAAACCACACUCACACAUAACUGUUAACGCUUCUGGCCACACUUUGAGGCAGUGCAGACGGGCAAUUUGGACAAAACGGUACGAAUAAUGAAGCGAUUAUGUGACACAGGAGAGGGAUAAACUUUCUUGCAUGUGAAAGAAUUUGUCUAGCAGGACGACCACCAGGAGCGCUGCUGAUGUGAGCUCAUGACGUGUGCAUCGCUUUCUUAUCUCUCCUCUGAACGCUCUGAGGAUUCACCACGUCUUCAUCUCUCUUCUUCCGCUCUUAGAACCAGUUACCGCUCAUCGAUGCGUCAAAUAAUCGGGACUGCGUGAGCUUGUUUGACUUGAAUGUAACGGACGUUUAUUUAUAUGUAAAAGUCCCCGACAGAUGACUUUGUUCACGCCAUAAAAACUGUGUUGAAGCUAAAAAAUGCCACUAUUUCCCAGCUGCACUGCCUCAAAGCGUCAUCUGCUGCCGUCUCUCGCCCCUGCUUCUGAAAAACUCUGUAAAUAGAUGCGACCGGGCGGUGGCGACAGGGAGCAGCUCUGUAGCAGCAAAUCCAAACGAGAGCCGCCACCCACGACUGUCGCGUGAACCCUGCGUAGCAUCUCCGGUCAGCUAGUCGAGCCGUGUACUGGUUGUAGCUGUGUACUCCAGCAGUCCUGUCAGUGGUGGUUCCUGUGUGUUUAUCCCACCGUAAUCUGGAUUUAAAACCCGGUCUGCUGUAGAUUUCCUGUCAUCCAGACGCCACAGAGCAUCGACGGCUGAUAUUAUAAGCCCACUGUCGAGCCGUAGCCUUUAGCUUUGGUUCCUCUGCUGCUCGUUGCUCCAUCAGUGGACGUUUUGGGGCGUUGCAGCAGGAUAUUAACCCUCCUGUCGUCCUGCGGGUCAAAAUUGGCCCGUUUUAAAGUUUGAAAAUGUGGAGAAAAAAUAUGUCUACAUUUUCAACAUUUGUGGUAAAUUUUUGAAAAUUUUUUGGUGGAAAAAAGAAAAUGUUAAAAAUGUUCCUUUAGAACAUCCACAAGAAAAUCAACCAUUGAUUUUUAUGCAAAUGUCCAAGAUGAUUCAGAAAUGAUCCGAAUGAUUCAAAAUGUGUCCAAAAUUUUCCAGAAACGAUCUAAAAUAACGAAAAUUUGUUCAGAAUGACGUGAGCGUAUUCUAAAAUGACUGGAAAAUAAUCCAAAAUCAGUCAGAAUUCCUCUCAGAUGAUUAAAAAUGAUCCAGAAUGGCUGAAAAAUUGCAUAAUGAUGCUAAAUAUGUCCAAAAUGAAUUGAAAAUGAUCCAAAAUGUGUCCAGAAUGAAAUGAAAAUAAUCCAAAAUUGCAGAAAAAUUGUCCAGAAAUGAUUCAAACAGCAAAAAUAUGUUCAGAAUGAUAUGAAAAUAAUCUGAAACGACUGGAAAAUGAUCCAAAAUCAGUCAGAAUUUCUCUCAAAUUAUCAAAAAUGACUGAAAACUUGCAGAAUGAAAGUUUUAUUUUGAAAAUAUCCUCCAAAUUUGACAAGAAAAUUCUGGUCAAUAUUUUUAAAAAAUGAGUAAAAAUCUUUCCAAAAAAAUCAACCAAAGUCCUGCAAAAUUUUCUGGGUUUUGAUUGAUUUUUUUUUGUGAAUCUCCUCAAAAAAAAUAUCAGAAGUUUGACUGAUGUAUAUGGAAUCGCUUUAGAUAUUUUUAGGAUUUUUUUUUGAAGAUUUUUACUCAUUUUUUGAAAAUAUUUACAAGAAUUUUCUUGUCAAAUGUGGGGGAUUUUAAAAUAAAAAAUAAAGCUUUAAAGGAUAUAUAUUGGAAUUUUCUUCCUGAAAGUUUUGCAAAUUUUCAGAAAUUUGAGGAUUUUUUUUGCUUAAUUUUUGGAUCUUUUUCAGACAUGGAAACAAUAUUUUUGCUGCCCGUAAAUGAGGACAACAGGAGGGUUAAAUAACCUUUUGGGGGGUAAAAGGGUAAAAAAAUCCCACAAAAUGUCGUGUGUUUUUAUCGGGGGAAACGGUGUGUUGUGUGUUUGUCUGGCACUGACUGUAACCACGCAAGCUGCAGUUUAUAAGUAGUCGUGUGUUUCACCGCUCCGCCUCGCCUCAUUCUGUUUAAAUAUACCUCACCGAUUGGAAACGGACUGCGGCGUUUUAACAACUCAUCACCUCUGAGGCCUUAAACCUCUGCAGUGUUUCCCUCCAGCAGCCGUCCUCCGUGCUUCACCCUCCAGCAUGUGCACUUUCCUCUCCGUUUAAAGGGACGACAUGAAUAAAAACGACAAAGAAGAGGGAAAAAUGGCAAUUGAUGUGAUGGACCCGCCCUCUGUCCUGCUGCCAAAGACCCUCAGGGGCUUCAAAAACCGGAUUCCAGGAAUGCUGAGGUUGUAAAUUUACACCCAAAACGACACCAACGCCUGCCACCAACCAAACUCUGCACAAGAGUCUGAUAAUUUAAAAAAAAUCACUUUAUACUCAACUAUUAAGUAAAUUAAUCUGGUGGAGAAUAGUAAAUUCACACCCCAGAAGAACCCGACACGCCUGCCACCAACCAAACUCUGCACAUUUUUCUGGUAAUUUCAGGUAAAACUGCAUUUAAUUAUUCAACAUCUGAGCAGAUUUAAUCUUUCUGCAUUACUGCAUUUUCUAACAGAUGUUUUAUUCCAGUGGAAAAUCACAUUAUAUUUAACUUUUAGGUAAAUUAAUCUGAUGGAGAAUAGUAAAUUAGCCUUUAAAAGCCUUUAAAAACUCAACGAUUUCAGACAUAAUAAACGCCACUUAUCUGAUAUUUAUAACACAUUUUCACCUCCAUUCAUUCAUCUUUAAGUCUGUAAAUCAUUAAUGUGCCAUCAGAUGUGAUUUUUGGUUAGAAAUAAACACUUUAGACUCCCCAUGAAUCAGUUAGAACUAAACAUGUCAAACUAAAUUAACAAAAAGAAUGAAAAGUUGUCUUUUUACUCAACUUCCACUGAGAGGAGGAAAAAAAACUUCACAUUUGCUUCGGUAUUGUCGCGAAAUGCUGUUUUUGUGCAACUCGAGGUCAUCAUGAAUGCGCAACAAAAGAAAACCACAUAAACCACAGAUGAAAACUGAGUUAUUUAGCUAAAAAUAAACUUAUUAGAUGCCAUUUGUAACCUUCCACAUUCCCAGAAAUCUCACUGAAUCUCCGAUCUGUUGAGCCGACAGGACACGGUGGUGGUUUUGGUGGGUUCAAUCCUCAAAAACUGGAUCCAGGUUCUUGUUAGACUUUGCUGUUGUGUCGCUGCUCGUCCUAAAUGCCACGCCGAGGGAAUAAAGCGGUCACUGCUGCGACCUACAGCCAGUUGGUUUCCAUCAUCUCGCUCCCGGUCGGCUCCCUUCUCUCCCCUCCGUUAGCUCGUUAAUCCUCCAGGUUCUGCUGAAGCUCCACCUUUCAGAGGGUCUCCUGGGGUCCCCCUUGUAUAUGAAAAUAAAGGACAUAGCGUUUAUCCUACUAUUACUCUGUGACACUGCAGCUUGGUGGAAUAUAUCAUUGUAGACGUGGUGCAUGGGUAACUGCUGAAAAACGAAACAAUAAAACUUCAUCAAGCCAUUUGUGUCAGUGAGCUGGGUAAAUCUAACCAAGGAGAGGAACCAGCCAAGAUUCUAGAGUCCGUACGAGAUGUUUUACUCUUUCACAACAAGUCUAGUGUAGGGCUUUAAUGCAGCCACUUUUAUUUAUCAUUAUAUCUCACUGUGUGUUGACUUUAUGCUGCACUGAAAUUAAAACUGAUCUGCAAACAUCA